Messenger RNA from Austrofundulus limnaeus, 478 nucleotides. Its product is annotated as vesicular inhibitory amino acid transporter. Lineage: Eukaryota; Metazoa; Chordata; Actinopteri; Cyprinodontiformes; Rivulidae. Bases 200 to 478 code for a protein of 92 amino acids. The transcript has 3 exons. The record is from RefSeq and is a predicted model, not a curated record.
UCUGAAGGGUAUCUUCGUGCUGAGCUUGCCCUUUGCCCUGGUCCACUCAGGGUAUGUGGGUCUGGUCCUGCUGGUUCUGUCAGCCUGGGUCUGCAACCACACAGGGAGGAGCCUGGUGGCCUGUUUGUAUGAAGAGGUGCACAGUGAAGGCUCCAGGUUGGUGUCGAAGGUUCGAGUCCGACACAGCUACCAGGAUAUUAUGAAGGCUUGCUGCAAAGGACUCUGUCCAAACUGGUCAGACGUUGGAGGCUGGAUGAUUAAUGCAGCUCAGGUCAUUGAGCUGCUGAUGACCUGCACCCUGUACCUGCUGGUCUCCACCACUCUGCUGUGUGACAGCCUGUCAGGAGCGCCUCUUCCCAGAUCAGUGUGUUCUCUGGUGUCUCUGCUGUUCCUUCUGCCCUGCCUGCUGCUCACUGAUCUCAGACCCGUCUCUGUCCUCAGCCUGCUCUGCUCCCUGGCUCACAUACUCAUAAGGUGA